Messenger RNA from Oryzias latipes (Japanese medaka), 2460 nucleotides. RefSeq names its product G-2 and S-phase expressed 1 (gene gtse1). Gene Ontology annotation, cellular component: microtubule cytoskeleton; cytoplasmic microtubule. Gene Ontology annotation, molecular function: microtubule binding. The record is from RefSeq and is a predicted model, not a curated record. Lineage: Eukaryota; Metazoa; Chordata; Actinopteri; Beloniformes; Adrianichthyidae.
CACGUUACCUACAGGCAGCAAAUUUAAAUUUUUGUUGAAGUAUUUUUGUGUUGCAGCUUGAAUGUGGGACAGAACGGGAACAUACAAGAAAAAGAACUUCAGAGGAGAUCAAACAACGAUGGCCUUUGAAGCCAAGAGCGUUUCGAAAGCAGAUGUGCUUUUCCUGCAAGACGAGAAGUUUGAUUUCGACGUUUCUCUUUCCCCUGCCAGCUCUAAAGAUGAUGAAGACGAGGUUUUUGAGGGUCCAGUGGAGGGUGAAGAGUCUCGUGUUUCUGUGAGCAAAGCCUCUGAGCUUCUGGAAGGAGAUCACGUGUUUUCAAACUGGAGCCCACUCACAGGUGAGCGGCUGGAUGCUGUGUGUCAGGAAGCCCACUCCCUGGUUAAUCAACUGCAGGAUGGAAAAGCGUGCGGCGUGGAGGACGCCAACAUCGCUGGAGAACAGUUUCUUCAGGACUCUGAGGCAAAAAAGAAAGUGCUUUGUAGUUCGAGCGGCGCUCUCAGCCCCAUCAAGCGGCAGACUUUCUGCGUGCAGGACACGCCCACAAAGCAGCUGCCGCCUGCCAUCCAGCUCCAAUUGCCCAGAGGAAGCCGGCGCAGCUCGGCCGCUCCCCUCUCUGCCGCACGCAGCACCUCCAGCCCUGUGGGUGGAGCCAAGCUUCAGCCGCGGUCUAACCUGCGGGCAAAAGCGCCGGUGGGGGUCGCCGUGGUUUUACCGAGCAAGGCAGUCGCUCCACCGGCUUCCAGGUUAACCAGCAGAGCGGACAGAACAAGGCUGCAGCCACCAAUCAAAGCCGUGUCAAAGCGCAGCCCGUCUUCACGCCUCGCCAACAGAGCCGAGUCAUGUGAAGAUUUACUCUCUGAUGCAGCAAGUGUGGCGUCUGACAUCAGUGACUCCUCCAUCAACUCCACCCUGUCACUGACGCGCACUCUGGCACCGCCCUCAAAGAGGGUCGUGGGGAAGAACCACUCUGGAGGUAAAGCUCCAACCAUUCCAGGCCGGAAGGUGACAGACAGGAAGAACACCUCCUCAUCUUCAUCGUCUGUGUCCAGCUUCAACUCCAGCCUGUCCUUGUCCCCCGCCAAAGGUAAACUGAACUCCUCUGUGAACCAGAGUUUCAGCAGCUCGGCUCGAAAUGCCCCCAGUGGAGUAAACCGAUCAACCAACGACCGUAGACCUCGCCGUUCCACCGUUUACGCCGCCACCGAGCAGCAGUCCACGAAGACUCUGCACCAAGCCAGGAAGAUCUCUGAAUGCCCCAAGAAGUCCACGCCGCUGAAGAGAGCUGAGAGUGUGACCUUUCAACCAACACCCUCCAAGAGGCUUUUAGAGAAGACUGCGUCCAUGCCCUCCUCGGUAUCCAGCCUGCUGCCAGGAAGAUUGAAGUCCAAGCCGGAAGCCCUGGUGUUUCCCACGCCAGGAGUCCGGCACACGGAUGCGUCAUCAGACAUUUCAAAGGGGCUCAAGCCAAAAAGGCUGGUGUCAUUUGGCAGCAUGAACAGUGUUCCGAUAAAGCCAUCCGCUGCUCAUCUGAUGCCAUCUGAAAGCGUCCCCAAGUCGGUGCAGGGAAAGGCCCGCCGCCCAUCUGGCCUUCCUACCCCAGUGAGGAGCAGGUCUUUUGCCUUCUCCAACAGCCUAACCCCCAGAGUGAAGCCAUCGGUGGUCACAGACUCCUGCACAGCUCCCACUCCCAGUUCAGCCCUCAAACACCUCAGCUCCAGCCGCCUUCCUAGAGAUGCUCCGCUGGAGGAGCAUGUUGACCCCCCUGACAUCCCACCUUUCCGUCUGGAGGAAGAGGAGGCCCCUGUCACCACAUCAUGCGAGAGCUCUGAGCCUCACCCCCCAGAGAACAAGGAGGAUGUGGAGCCAACAACCCCCACGCUGCCCAAGAACCUGAUCGAGAUGGAGACUGCAGAGGAAAACACCGGCAAGACCCAGGAGGUCCUCCUCCUUGACCUUCCAGCUCCAGCGCCGAAUCCUACAGAGAAGCUGCUUAUUGACCUCACUAACACCCCAGACCUGAUCCGCAAAAGCACCAAGAGCUGCACUGAAACUCAGCUGAUUGAUUUGAGUUCUCCACUCAUCAAGUGGAGUCCAGACAGCAAGCAUGAGAACAACGCGCCUCUAAUCAAUCUGUCCUUCUGAACUCCUGGAGCCGUCCGUCUUCUGAAACAGAACUUUAAAUGACAUUAGUCUUGACUAACCCGAAGCAUCUAGUUAAAAAUGAUCUAAAAAUUCCCAGAAUGCUUUGGUUCUCUGAACCCAGAUGGAACAGUGUUCAUGUUGCUGCUUUUAUUGUAUGAAUAAAUGGUUGUUUAGUCAAUCUCCUAUUGGUGCUCAUGUGUUGCUGAUCCAACAUAUUGACUCCAUAUGUUUGAUGAUAUCAAUGUGAAAUCAUUUGAGUUUUAUAAUUCAUGUGAGAAAUUUUAUUUAUGACCUAAUAAAUUCAAAAUUUUCUCUUU